Messenger RNA from Leucoraja erinaceus (little skate), 5374 nucleotides. RefSeq names its product SPT6 homolog, histone chaperone and transcription elongation factor (gene supt6h). Bases 166 to 5331 code for a protein of 1721 amino acids. Gene Ontology annotation, molecular function: histone binding; DNA binding; nucleosome binding. The transcript is spliced from 37 exons. Gene Ontology annotation, cellular component: transcription elongation factor complex. NCBI's taxonomy places the organism in Eukaryota, Metazoa, Chordata, Chondrichthyes, Rajiformes, Rajidae. The record is from RefSeq and is a predicted model, not a curated record. Gene Ontology annotation, biological process: nucleosome organization; positive regulation of transcription elongation by RNA polymerase II; mRNA transcription by RNA polymerase II.
CGGGCGGAACCAAGUGUCGGGGCUGUGGAGGGCGGGCGGACGGAGUUGCCGCUGCACCGGCGGCCAUUUCCCCCUCAGUCGCAGCGGACGGGGACGGACUGAGGUCGGUGGAAGCGGCGCCGCGUCUCCUCGUCUCUCUGUGUCUCUCGCCCAGGUUUUGCAGACAUGUCUGAUUUUGUGGAGAGUGAAGCCGAGGAGUCUGAGGAAGAGUAUGAUGAAGAAGGUACAGUGGUGCCGAAAAAACCCAAGAAAUUCUUGGAAGACGAUGAUGAGGAAGAGGAAGAAGAAGAUGAAAAUGCAGAUGACCAAGACGAGCAGGGAAAUUUGAAGGACUUCAUUAAUGACGAUGUGGAGGAUGAUGAGGAGGAAGAGGAGGAGGAAGAUGCUGGCAGUCAAGGAUCUGGUGGUUCAGACUCCAUCGCAAAGAAAAGGAAACGCAAAACUUACGACGACAGGCUGGAAGAUGAUGAUUUUGACCUCAUUGAGGAAAACCUGGGUGUCAAAGUCAAACGGCAGCAGAAAUUCCGGCGUGUGAAGAAAGUAUCUGACGAUGAAGACGAGGAGGAGGAAGAAACGGCCAAGAAAGGACACGAGAAGGAGGCGAUUGCCGAUGAACUUUUCCCCGAGUAUGAAGGGGAGGAAGGAGAGCAGGUGGAAGUACCCGUGGUGGCGCCUGAGGAAGAAGAGGAGGAAGAGGAUGAGGAAUCAGAUAUUGAUGACUUCAUUGUUGAUGAUGACGGGCAACCACUUAAGAAGCCAAAAUGGAAGAGGAAGUUCCCCGGGUACACUGACGCUGCUCUUCAAGAAGCCCAGGAGAUCUUCGGAGUGGAUUUUGAUUACGACGAAUUUGAGAAGUACAAUGAAUACGAUGAGGAGAUGGAGGAGGAAUACGAGUUUGAAGAUGAGGAAUUGGGUGAAGGCGAAACCAGGGUUCGCCCGAAGAAGACCGCCAAAAAACGUGUCAGCAGGCGCAGCAUCUUUGAGAUCUAUGAGCCCAGUGAGCUGGAGAGCAGUCACCUCACAGACCAGGACAACGAGAUCAGAGUCACAGACAUGCCCGAGAGAUUCCAGCUUCGUGGCAUUCCAGUCAAACCCUGUGAAGACGACGAACUGGAGGAAGAGUCCGAGUGGAUUUACAGAAAUGCCUUCUCAACGCCCAGCAUUUCAUUGCAGGAGAGUUCUGAAUACCUGGAACGUGGGCAGGGUAUCAGCAACUUCAGUCGAAAAGGCCCGGCAACUAUCCAGAAGAUAAAAGAAGCUCUCAAUUUUAUGAGGAACCAGCACUUUGAGGUGCCUUUCAUUGCGUUCUACAGAAAGGAGUAUGUGGAUCCAGAACUGAAUAUCAAUGACCUGUGGAAGUUAUGGCAGUGGGAUGAGAAGUGGACACAGCUGAAGACUCGCAAAGAAAACCUGAACCGGCUAUUCCAGAAGAUGCAAGCGUACCAGUACGAACAAAUCUCUGCGGACCCCGACAAGCCCCUGGCCGAUGGCGUUAGAGCACUUGACACUGCAGAUCUUGAAAGACUGAAGGACGUGCAGUCGAACGAUGAACUGCAGGACGUGUACAAUCACUUCUUGUUGUAUUAUGGUCGUGAUAUUCCAAAAAUGCAAAAUGCAUUAAAACCAAGUAAGAAGAAAUACAAAAAGAGUCAGCAAGUUGGAGAGGAUGAGGAGGAAGGAGAACGAGAUGAGGAGGUUGAAGACGAUGAACGUCAUGGACCGGAGCUGAAGCAAGCCUCCCGCAGAGACAUGUACACUAUUUGCCAGAACGCUGGUCUAGAUGGGCUUGCAAAGAAAUUUGGGCUGACUCCUGAGCAGUUUGGUGAAAAUCUCCGAGACAGUUACCAGCGCCAUGAAACCGAGCAAUUUCCUGCGGAACCACUGGAAUUGGCGAAAGAUUACGUCUGCAGCCAAUUUCCAACCCCUGAGGUUGUACUGGAAGGCUCCCGAUACAUGGUGGCCAUGCAGAUUGCCCGAGAACCAUUGGUCAAGCAGGUUCUAAGACAGACCUUUCAAGAGAGAGCCAAGAUAAACAUUACUCCCUCGAAGAAAGGCAAAAAGGACAUUGAUGAAGUGCACUACGCUUAUUCUUUCAAAUACGUAAAGAAUAAGCCUGUCAAAGAAUUGAGAGAUGAUCAGUUCUUGAAGAUAUGCCUUGCUGAGGAAGACGGCUUGCUAAGUAUGGAGAUCUGUAUUGACAUGAAGGGACUUGACAGUUACGGCAAUGAGCAGACCUAUUUUGAUGAAAUCAAGCAAUUCUACUACCGUGAUGAAUUCAGUCACCAAGUGCAAGAAUGGAACAGGCAACGCAGCAUGGCAAUCGAGCGGGCUCUGAAUCAGUUCCUCUACCCACUGAUGGGCAAGGAGCUGAAAAACAAGUUGCUCAUUGAGUCACGAGAUUAUAUUUCAAAGUGUUGCAGUCGCAAGCUAUACAACUGGUUGAAGGUUGCGCCAUAUCGGCCUGACCAGCAAAACGAUGAGGAUGACGAUGACUUUAUGGAGGAAAGUCAGAGCAAAGGUGUCCGAGUGUUGGGGAUGGCGUUUACAGACGAAAGGGAUGCGCCGUCAUUCUGUUCUCUUGUCAAUGGUGAUGGGGAAGUGACAGACUUCCUUCGACUGCCUUAUUUCUUAAAGCGGAGGAAUGCCUGGCGUGAGGAAGAACGAGAGAGGAAGGCAAAGGAUAUUGAAAGCUUGAAAAAGUUUCUUCUGAGUAAGAAGCCUCAUGUGGUGGCGAUCGGUGGGGAGAACAGGGACGCACUUAUGGUUGUAGAGGAUAUAAAACGAAUUGUCAAUGAACUGGAGCAGGAGCAUCAAAUGUCACCUAUUGGAGUGCACUUGGUGGACAAUGAGCUGGCCCUUCUCUAUAUGAAUAGCAAAAAGUCCGAGAAUGAAUUUCGGGAUUACCCACCGCUGUUACGUCAGGCAGUGUCACUGGCUCGCAGGGUUCAGGACCCACUGGUCGAGUUUGCUCAAGUCUGCAGCUCUGAUGAUGACAUUAUUUGUCUCAAAUUGCACCCCUUGCAGGAACAAGUUAUAAAAGAAGAAUUACUGGGUGCGCUUUACUGUGAAUUCAUUAACCGAGUGAAUGAAGUGGGUGUGGAUGUAAACAGAGCGAUAACACAUCCACACACUCAAGCACUGGUUCAAUAUGUUUGUGGUCUGGGGCCACGUAAAGGAUCGCACCUGCAGAAGAUCCUCAAACAGAAUAACACUCGCUUGGAGAAUAGGACCCAGCUCGUCACCAUGUGCCACAUGGGUCCAAAGGUCUUCAUCAAUUGUGCGGGAUUUAUUAAAAUAGAUACGGCGUCUUUAGGGGACAGUACUGAUUCCUACAUUGAGGUCCUGGACGGAUCAAGAGUUCAUCCUGAGACGUACGAAUGGGCCAGGAAAAUGGCGGUGGACGCUCUGGAAUACGAUGAAUCGGCAGAGGAUGCCAACCCCGCUGGGGCGCUGGAAGAAAUUCUGGAAAACCCUGAGCGACUAAAAGAUCUCGACCUUGACGCAUUUGCGGAAGAGCUGGAAAGGCAGGGCUAUGGUAACAAAGGCAUCACACUGUAUGACAUUCGAGCCGAGCUGAGCUGCAGAUACAAGGAUUUGCGUAUACCUUGCCGUGCACCAAACUCUGAGGAGAUCUUUAACAUGCUCACAAAGGAAACUCCAGAGACAUUCUACAUUGGUAAAUUAAUAACGUGCAACGUGACAGGAAUUGCUCACAGGAGGCCUCAGGGUGAGAGUUAUGAUCAGGCCAUCAGGAAUGAUGAAACCGGCCUUUGGCAGUGUCCUUUCUGCCAGCAAGACAACUUUCCGGAGCUUAGCGAGGUGUGGAAUCAUUUUGACAGCGGUGCGUGUCCUGGUCAGGCUAUCGGGGUGAAAACCAGGCUGGACAACAACGUCGCAGGUUUUAUCCCGACAAAAUUCCUGAGUGACAAGAAUGUGAAACACCCCGAAGAAAGGGUCAAGAUUGGCAUGACUGUACAUUGCCGAAUGAUGAAGAUCGACAUUGAGAAGUUCAGUGUGGACCUCACGUGCCGAUCGUCGGAUCUGAUGGAUAAGAACAACGAGUGGAAGUUGCCCAAGGACACCUAUUACGAUUUUGACUCUGAAGCGGGAGAUCAAAAGGUCGCAGACGACGCAAAGAAAAAGCAGCAGCGCACAACCUACAUCAAGCGGGUAAUUGUGCACCCGUCAUUCCACAAUAUCAACUUCAAGCAGGCGGAGAAGAUGAUGGAGACCAUGGAUCAGGGCGACGUCAUCAUCAGGCCCAGCAGCAAAGGGGCAAACCACCUGACCGUCACCUGGAAAGUGAGUGACGGCAUCUACCAACAUAUUGACGUGAGAGAAGAAGGCAAGGAAAAUGCCUUCAGUUUGGGACAGUCUCUGUUGAUUAACAACGAGGAAUUUGAAGACCUCGAUGAAAUUACGGCUCGUUUUGUGCAGCCAAUGGCAUCUUUUGCUCGUGACUUGAUCUAUCAUAAAUAUUACCAUGAUUGCAAUGGUGGAGACCGCAAGAAAAUGGAAGAGCUCCUCACAAAAUCCAAAAGGGAAAAGCCUUCUUUUAUUCCCUAUUAUGUGGCCGCAUCAAAGGAACUGCCGGGAAAGUUUUUGUUAGGCUACCAACCCCGAGCCAAACCAAGGGUGGAGUUUGUUACUGUCACCCCAGAAGGGUAUCGGUACAGAGGGCAGGUGUUCUCAUCUGUGAAUGGUUUGUUCAGGUGGUUUAAAGACCAUUUCCAGGACCCAGUGCCAGGUAUAACACCUUCAAGUACAAGCAGAUCUAGUAGAACUCCUGCCUCAAUGGAUGCAACACCAGCUAAUAUUAAUUUGGCAGAUCUUACCCGAGCAGUGAAUGCUCUCCCACAGAACAUGACCACGCAGAUGUUUAACGCCAUUGCCGCCGUUACCGGGCAGGGACAGAAUCCAAACGCCACGCCGGCGCAGUGGGGAUCCAGCCAGUACGGCUACGGAGGAGGCAGUGCCUACCACGUCUUUGCCACUCCUGCACAGCAGCCCGUGGCCACGCCACUGAUGACGCCGAGUUACUCGUACACCACGCCCAGCCAGCAGCCCAUCACCACGCCCCAGUACCAGGGCAGCAGCACGCCCCAGACCCCCGCCUCAACGCGACAACGCUCGCAGCCCAAGACCUCCACUGCACACACUGCAGUUGACUGGGGCAAGAUCGCUGAGCAGUGGCUGCAGGAGAAGGAGCAGGAGCGGAAAAAGCAGAAAGGCAAGAUGACACCCAGACCGUCGCCCAGCCCCAUGAUCGAGGGCACCCCGAUGUCCAUCGCUGGCGAUGCCACACCUUUACUGGACGAAAUGGAUCGAUAGGGCAGGGCAAAACCAACCAAUUGAACAUUGAUUCCCCCCCCCC